CAUACUCACACGGAGCAUUUUAGCAGGCAAAUAGCAAAUACCAAACCACUCUCUCUCUCUCUCUCUCUCUCUCUCUCUCUCUAAUUUUCUUGAUUGAUGCGCAUACUCUUCCCCCCAAACCCAAUCAAAACCCCAGCUCUCUUCAACUCCAUCCUCCGUCUGCGAUUCAACUCGCUCCGAUCCCACUGUUUCAACUCAAUGGCCAUACCUCCUCCGAAGUCAGCCAUGGCUUCUGCUGUCGACAACGAGGUGGGUCUUGCUCGCCGCUUCUGGAUCAAGUUCCACCGAGAAUCGGUUUUCGCUAUGUACUCUCCCUUCUCGCUCUCUUUGGCUUCCGGGAAUCUCAAGAUUGAAACUUUCCGCCAUUAUAUUGCCCAAGAUGUUCACUUUCUCAAGGCCUUCGCUCAUGCGUAUGAAUUGGCGGAAGAGUGUGCAGAUGAUGAUGAUGCAAAGGUUGCGAUUUCUCUGUUGAGGAAUGCUGUUCGGGAGGAGCUGAAAAUGCAUGAUUCAUUUGUGAAGGAAUGGAGUUUACAUGGUGCUAAAAAGGCCGCUAUCAAUUCUGCAGCAGCAAAGUACAUAGAUUUCUUAUUGGCAACAGCCUCUGGAAAAGUUGAAGGAGUUAAAGGCCCUGGUAAACUUGCAACCCCAUUUGAAAAAACCAAAGUUGCUGCUUACACCCUUGGUGCUAUGACUCCUUGCAUGAGACUAUAUGCCUUUCUAGGUAAGGAGUUCAAGGCACUUCUAGAUCCCAAUGAAGGCAGUCACCCAUACAAGAAGUGGAUUGACAAUUACUCUUCUGAAAGUUUUCAGGCCUCAGCUGCGCAAACCGAAGAGUUGCUCGAUAAACUAAGUGUCUCUUUGACAGGCGAGGAGCUUGACAUCAUCGAAAAGCUUUAUCACCAAGCAAUGAAACUUGAAAUAGAGUUCUUCUCUGCUCAGUCCCUUGUUCAGCCAACCAUAGUUCCUCUGAUCAAAGAACAUAACCCCGCAACAGAUCGCCUCAUGAUAUUUUCUGAUUUUGAUUUGACUUGUACAGUCGUUGAUUCAUCUGCCAUUUUGGCUGAAAUUGCAAUAGUAACAGCACCAAAAUCUGAUCAACAUCAAUCUGAAAAUCAGAUUGCUCGGAUGUCAUCCGCUGAUCUCAGGAAUACAUGGGGCCUUCUUUCCAGGCAGUACACAGAAGAGUAUGAGCAGUGCAUAGAAAGCUUUGUUCCAACUGAAAAAGUGGUGUUUGACUAUAAAAAUUUGCAUAAAGCACUUGAAAAACUUUCAGAUUUUGAGAAAAAGGCAAACAAUAGAGUUACGAAGUCUGGAGUACUCAAGGGUCUUAAUAUUGAGGAUAUAAAAAGAGCUGGUGAACGUCUCAUUCUUCAAGAUGGUUGUAUUAAUUUCUUCCAGAAAAUUGUCAAGAGUGAAAACUUGAAUGCAAAUGUUCAUGUUCUUUCAUACUGUUGGUGUGGCGAUCUCAUCAGGUCAGCCUUUUCAUCAGGGGAUUUACACGAGCUGAAUGUGCAUGCAAAUGAGUUUACCUUUGAAGAAUCCAUCUCCACAGGUGAUAUUGUUAAGAAGGUGGAGUCUCCUAUUGACAAGGUUCGAUCUUUCAAAGAUAUUUUAAAAAAUUGCCGCGAUGACAGAAAGAGCUUGACCGUUUACAUUGGAGACUCAGUGGGUGACAUACUUUGUCUGCUUGAGGCAGAUAUAGGAAUUGUAAUUGGGUCAAGUUCAAGCCUUAGGAGAGUGGGGACUCAGUUUGGUGUAUCUUUUGUUCCAUUGUUUCCUGGGUUAGUUAAGAAACAGAAAGAAUUCAUAGAAGGAAGGUCUUCUAAUUGGAAAGGGUUAACUGGCAUUCUUUACACAGCGAGUAGUUGGGCUGAAAUACAUGCCUUCAUUUUGGGGUAUUAGAUUUUUGUUUUUUUUGUUUUUUUGUUUGUUUGUUCUUAUGCACUCAACUAUGUGCUUGGACAAAGGAAUCAUUCAUAUAUAGUGGAACACAGAUAAAAGUUGGUGUCGUGUCAAAAACCAAAGAUAAAAGUUGGUGGCUGAUUUUAUAAGGGCCACAGGUUUGCUGCUGUCUUGCCCUUUUUUCCUUCUCUUUUGUAAACAGGAGACCUCUUUGAGAAAUGUGAUGUUGGCCUCUCAGGGUGCUGUAAACAGGGCAUCGAGGGUUUACAGGCAGCAAGGAAUCAAAACAGAGAUUGUUAUAUCAUUUGUCCAUAUAAACAUUUCAAGUUCUGUAUCUGUAUUUUGAUAGCUGAUUGCUAUUCGAUAUUUUUGGGAUGAAUGGCAGUUUCAGAGUGUAUUUUCGGUGGUACCUAUGCCAUGUCCUAUUAUAAAUGCAGAUGCAGAGUUCAUGUUAAUGUUUGGAUGUUGCAACUUUCUUGACUAGUUUGUUUGCUUCUGAUAUCUGUGCCAAAGAAAAGAUAUCUG
Prunus mume (Japanese apricot) is the source of this 2427-nucleotide messenger RNA. RefSeq names its product bifunctional TH2 protein, mitochondrial-like. Lineage: Eukaryota; Viridiplantae; Streptophyta; Magnoliopsida; Rosales; Rosaceae. The record is from RefSeq and is a predicted model, not a curated record. Gene Ontology annotation, cellular component: cytosol.